ACUGUUCCACCUGUGUAAACCUUAUAUAGACAGGUGUGUGCCUUUCCAAAUCAUGUCUAAUCAAUUGAAUUUACCACAGGUGGACUCCAAUCAAGUUGUAGAAACAUCUCAAGGAUGAUCAAUGGCAUCAGGAUGCAUCUGAGCUCAAUUUCGAGUCUCAAAGCAAAGGGUCUGAAUACUUAAGUAAAUACAUUUGAAAACAUGUCUAAAAAACUGUUUUUGGUUUGUCAUUAUGGGGUAUUGUGUGUAGAUUGAUGAGGGGGAAAAGAUUAUUCAAUUUUAGAAUGAGGCUGUAAUGUAACUAAAUGUGGAAAAAGUGAAGGGGUCUGAAUACUUAACGAAUGCACUGUAUUACACUGGCAGAGUUUUCUACCAUUGGCAGUUUUGUACACAGUCAUGUGAUACGUGGUAUAGAAAAGUCCAAUCUUAGGAGAGUACAUGGGAGGCACUAUACUGUGUGUCUGCAGGUGUCUAUCUGGUCUAAACCACUGAUACAGGUGCCCCUCCACCCUCUGGUGGGAUGGAUCAUGUCUACAGAGAAACCUACAUUCAAAUACUUUGAUUUGUGUGUUUUGGGUAUAUGUUGUGAAAUUGUUAGAUAUUACUGCACUGUCGGAGCUAGAACCACAAGCAUUUUGCUACACCUGCAGUAACAUUUGCUUAACACGUGUAUGUGACCAAUAAAAUGUGAUUUGAUUUGAUUUGAAAUAAACGUCCUAUUUAUCAAAGGUACUUUUGGCUGGAGUCAAAAUGACUCCAAAGGAUUUGAGUUUGUUAAAAAUCCAUAUUGAUACAGAAACACUAAACCAUGAUUUAGAUGUAUUAAGAACAAGUUGAUUGACAAAGUCAUGAAAAAUGGAAUAAACCACAUUUUGGCUCUGAUAAAAGAUAUGGCUCAGGGGUCAAAAUGAUCCAUGUCAGAACUAUGGUUCAAUGUAAAUAUGUAGUGGGUCUAAAGUUUGUUUUAAAUUAUCACUCAUUAAACACGAAUCAAUCAACACAUGCUUCUCUUUGAACGACUUAAUGUAAUAUUACACUUUUAUGAAAUAAAUGAAAAUAAACUUUUGGUUCCUCAACUGCGUUGCCCACUCCAGUCAGCAGAUGGCGAUGUGCGUCUUUUAGGUUCAGGCGAUGCUGCCAGUGUGACGUAUAAUCUAGUGGACGGGACGCUCCUUCAACAACAACAGUUAGUCAGACACCUCGGUAGCUUUCUAGCAAACAUAGCUACAACAUUCACGCUCUUUACACUGUUUUGGUGUAUAUUAGUCGCUGUGUUUUGAACACACUUCUGUGGUAUGUGCUUGUUGGCCUAUUUAAUUAUAUAAUUACGUUGUUUGUCAGCUAGCUGGUUUGCUAAAUUAGCUUAGAACUAGGCUAGUCGCUAAUGCUAGCUAGCGAACAUCCCCGACCAUGAGUUCACUAAGCUACUCUCCUCCUGCUAAAAAAGAGGUCUUCUGGACGGAGAAAGAAGCUCAUCUGAAAGAGAAGGAUGAGGAGAAGGAUGUUACAAUACAAAAACAAGUAGAGGGUGAAGCUGUUACCGUGAUAGAAGAAGAAAAAAACGUUUCUGUGGAAGAAAAGGAAGACUCGUUCAGAGUGAAAGAGGAGGAUGUUACAGUAAAAGAAGAGGAGGCUGAGAGAGGAGGAUGCAGUUUUUGGAGUGAAAGAGGAGGAGGGGGAGAUGACUGUCACAUCGAAAAAGGAGGAGAACGACGAAGAGGAGGAAACUGGACAUCUGGGCCCAGUUUCCCAAAGGCAUCUUAAGGCAUCCUAUGGUUCGGAGGUGAACUUAUCCGUAAGAUGGUUUUGAGAAACAGGGCCGUGAUUAACAUUAGAGAGAGACGUGACUAUCGUGGAUCCUCUGGGGAGCCUCAACAACAUCAUGAAGCUGACGAGGCAGAGAAGAGUCCCUCCCGAUCAGAACACCCCAAGAAACACCAGAGGAGACCCACAGGGAAGAAAUCUCACUGUUGCUCUGACUGUGGAAAAGGUUGCAAAUCUUCAUCAGAACUUAAAAUACACCAGCGAGUACACACAGGAGAGAAAUCUCAUCACUGUUUUGAUUGUGGGAAGAGUUACUUAAGAUCAAAUUCACUAAAAGUACACAUGAGAAUUCACACUGGAGAGAAACCUUAUAGCUGUGAUCAAUGUGGGAAGAGUUUUACUACAUCUAGCCAUCGGAUUGUACACCAGAGAACACACACAGGAGACAAAUCGUAUAGCUGUGAUCAAUGUGGGAAGAGGUUUACUCAGUCAAGCAGCCUCUUAUCGCACCAGAGAAAACACUCAGGAGAGAAACCAUACAGCUGUGAUCAAUGUGGGAAGAGUUUUACUCAGUCAAGCAACCUGGUAUCACACCAGAGAACACACACAGGAGAGAAACCUUAUAGUUGUGAACAAUGUGGGAAGAGUUUUACUACAUCUAGCCAUCUGAUUAUACACCAGAGAACACACACAGGAGAGAAACCUUAUAGCUGUGAUCAAUGUGGGAAAAGUUUUACUACAUCUAGCCAUCUGAUUGUACACCAGAGAACACACACAGGAGAGAAAUCUUAUAGCUGUGGUCAAUGUGGGAAGAGCUUUACUACAUCUAGCUAUCUGACUAUACACCAGAGAACACACCCAGGAGAGAAACCUCAUAGCUGUGAUCAAUGUGACAAGCGAUACUCUGAUAAAAGAUCUCUGAUCAAACAUCAGAAAAUACAUACAUGAAGGAGUUGUUUCAUGAUAUCAAUGAAAUUAUGUCACAAUGUAGAAUGUUUUAACAUUGUAGUAGGAGUAUUUUACUGAUGUCACAAUGUAGAUUGUUUUCACAUUGUAGUAGGAGUAUUUUAAUGAUGUCACAAUGUAGAAUGUUUUCACAUUGUAGUAGGAGUAUUUUAAUGAUGUCACAAUGUAGAAUGUUUUAACAUUGUAGUAGGAGUAUUUUAAUGAUGUCACAAUGUAGAUUGUUUUCACAUUGUAGUAUGAGUAUUUUUAUGAUGUCACAAUGUAUAAUGUUUUAACAUUGUAGUAGGAGUAUUUUAAUAAUGUCACAAUGUAGAACACUAAACGUUUGCCCCCUGUUCAGUUGAUUUCAGCAUGAUAUGGAUAUUAACCUCAGGGGGAAAAUCCAGGCUAUUAAUCCAGUACUAUUUAUGUGAUGUAACAAAAAGUGACUAACAAAAAAAUAGCUGUGUUACACUUACAGCAUUGGUGACCCACUUGAAUCAAAAUGUAGCUCGCUGUUUUCUACAAGUUGUCCUCUAACCAGUGAUGUACACAUUAUUCCCAGAUUCCAUCUGGUUUUUGAGCUGUUAGUUUUAACAUGACAUGCAACCUCAUCUCCCCACUCUCACGCAAAUGAUUUCAACAUGAUAUCGAUGAGUGAUGAAAAAUAAGUGUUUCGUUCCUUUGUUUAGCGACCCCUAAGUUUAAAUGCAUCACUCCAAAAUGUAGCUGACUGUCUUCUGCAGGUUGUCCUCUAACCAGUGAGGUAAAAUAUAUCUCCCACUUCCAUGUGUUUGUUUAGUUGUGUUAGUUUCAACAGCACAUACAACCUGAUUUCCCCCUAAUUGAUAUCAGUGAUUUAUUGCUACUUGUCAAAACAACAGUGUUUCUGGUGCUUGUGCAUUUUAAAAGGUGCUUGUUUUAAAAAAUACAAGUAAUAUGAUUA
Molecule: messenger RNA, 3655 nt
Organism: Salvelinus fontinalis (brook trout)
Lineage: Eukaryota; Metazoa; Chordata; Actinopteri; Salmoniformes; Salmonidae
Product: zinc finger protein 239-like
Exons: 2
Coding region: 1801-2712 (303 amino acids)
Biological process (GO): regulation of DNA-templated transcription
Molecular function (GO): RNA polymerase II cis-regulatory region sequence-specific DNA binding; DNA-binding transcription factor activity, RNA polymerase II-specific
Source: RefSeq, a predicted model, not a curated record